GUGACGUAGGCAGAAGCGACGCGGACAGAAUUGCUCCCCGAGUUUUCGCGUGUGUUUUAAGGAGGAAACUAGUGGAGGCGCCAUGGCGGCCACGUCUAAACCCAAGCUGUCAAAGAAUCUGCUGCGGAUGAAGUUCAUGCAAAGAGGAUUGGAUGCAGAAACUAAAAAACAGCUAGAAGAGGAAGAAAAGAAAAUAAUCAGUGAAGAACACUGGUAUUUGGAUUUACCUGAACUUAAGGAGAAAGAGAGUUUCAUAAUAGAGGAGCAGAGCUUUAUGCUUUGUGAAGAUCUUUUGUAUGGAAGAAUGUCAUUCAGAGGGUUUAAUCCAGAAAUCGAGAAAUUAAUGGUCCAAAUGAAUUCCAAAAAUAAAGAUGAGGAAGUUGAAGAUGUAUCAAUGGAGGCUGAUGUGUCUGAUGAAGAAAUGGCCAGACGGUAUGAAAGUUUAGUGGGCACAAUUGGAAAGAAGUUUGCUAAAAAGAGAGAUCGAGCACAGUAUGAUGAAGAUGAAAAUGGUAACAUAAAAUCAGUUAAAACUAAGAAGACAUUUUUAAAGCCUCGGGAAUAGACUAAGCAAAAUAUCCAGGAAGUUCUCUGGUUUAUUUUGAGACUUUCUAAUUAGAGUUGGUUGUGUAAUUAGUAAUGUUAUUAUACUUAUUUGUAAAGAAAUUUGUAACUUUUGAAACAUAUUCUGUUCCAGAAACAGAUGUGUGAUGGAUGUUAUACAUCCUUGGCUGAAGGGUUGUCAUUGACUGUGGGGUUUUUAACCUUGAUCUGUUAAACAUAACAAAAACAAGCAAUUGGUCCCCAAAGCAUUUCAUUUGAGAGAAUAGUGGUUUCUUCCACCUGAUCAUUUAAUUCAAAAUCUUGGAUAUAAAAUGACAGUACUGUUUAAAUUGUCCUUGGUAUGUUUACACUAUAUUUUAAAAUAUUAAUUAAGAUAAGCCAAUAAAUCCAUUUGGGAAUAAAGAAAUUUUAUAGCACAA
Antechinus flavipes (yellow-footed antechinus) is the source of this 983-nucleotide messenger RNA. RefSeq names its product M-phase phosphoprotein 6 (gene MPHOSPH6). Gene Ontology annotation, biological process: maturation of 5.8S rRNA. The record is from RefSeq and is a predicted model, not a curated record. NCBI's taxonomy places the organism in Eukaryota, Metazoa, Chordata, Mammalia, Dasyuromorphia, Dasyuridae. The transcript is spliced from 5 exons. The coding region runs from base 83 to 565 and encodes 160 amino acids.